AUGAUGGAUGACUACGUGAGCGAGUCGGAUAGCGACUAUACAAGUUAUUGGCGAGACUGGUUCAUCUCAUCGAGGGGUAACGAGUACUUUUGCGAAAUCGACGAGGACUACCUUACGGAUAGGUUCAACUUGACAGGCCUUAAUACUGAAGUCCAGUACUAUCAGUAUGCGCUAGAUCUCGUCACCGAUGUCUUUGAUCUCGAGUGCGACGAUGAGAUGCGCGAGGCCAUCGAGAAGUCUGCGAGGCACCUUUAUGGUCUUGUGCACGCCCGUUACAUCGUUACAACAAGAGGGCUUACAAAAAUGCUUGACAAGUAUAAGAAGGCCGAGUUUGGGAAAUGCCCUCGUGUCAUGUGCCACUCCCAUCCCCUCCUCCCCAUGGGCCUCUCUGAUGUGCCCAACAUGAAACCCGUUAAGCUAUACUGCGCUCGCUGCGAGGAUAUCUACAACCCUAAGUCCUCAAGACACGCCGCUAUCGACGGCGCCUACUUCGGCACAUCUUUCCACAACAUCCUUUUCCAGGUGUAUCCCGCCCUCAUCCCAACCAAGAGCGUGGAACGCUACGUUCCUCGCGUGUACGGAUUCAAAGUGCAUGCUUCGGCUGCUUUGAUUCGCUGGCAGAGCGCCAAGCGCGACGAAAUGCGCCGUCGGCUUCGCAAGCUUGAGAUCGACACUGGCUUCCGUGAUGAGAUGGAGGACGAAGAAGAAGACGACGAGGAGCUUGAAUUCGAAGGUAUAGAUGGCCGUAUGGCUGUUGUGGAAGGCCUUUAG
Molecule: messenger RNA, 771 nt
Organism: Fusarium verticillioides 7600
Lineage: Eukaryota; Fungi; Ascomycota; Sordariomycetes; Hypocreales; Nectriaceae
Product: casein kinase II subunit beta-2
Exons: 3
Coding region: 1-771 (256 amino acids)
Cellular component (GO): protein kinase CK2 complex; cytoplasm
Molecular function (GO): protein kinase regulator activity
Source: RefSeq, a predicted model, not a curated record